Messenger RNA from Syngnathoides biaculeatus (alligator pipefish), 1474 nucleotides. Its product is annotated as creatine kinase, testis isozyme-like. The record is from RefSeq and is a predicted model, not a curated record. NCBI's taxonomy places the organism in Eukaryota, Metazoa, Chordata, Actinopteri, Syngnathiformes, Syngnathidae. The coding region runs from base 137 to 1363 and encodes 408 amino acids. The transcript has 8 exons. Gene Ontology annotation, molecular function: creatine kinase activity. Gene Ontology annotation, biological process: phosphocreatine biosynthetic process.
ACGAUGACUUUGAAUCCAUUGCAAACGUCUCGCACGUCGCUUUUAUCGCACUCUUUUUGGUGCUGACUACGUCGCUUCAUCGGGGCACACGUAUGACAUAUAAAUAUUGCUGGAUCGGUGAAAAGAAAACGGCGAUAUGUCAGACACGAUUGAGCAAGUCUGUCAAAAAAUGGCCAGCCUUCAGCUCAAGGGGCUGACAGCAGAGGACGAAUUCCCAGAUCUCAGUCAACACAACAACCACAUGGCCAAGUUCUUAAACAUGGACAUGUACAAGACUCUGAGGGAGCGAACCACCCCCAACGGCUUUACUAUAGACCGUGUCAUCCAGACAGGGGUGGAUAAUCCAGGUCACCCCUUUAUUAUGACGGUGGGCUGUGUGGCUGGGGAUGAGGAGUCAUAUGAGGUCUUCAAAGAGCUGCUUGACCUUGUCAUUGAGGACAGACAUGGAGGGUACAAACCGACAGACAUGCAUAAGACUGACCUCAACCCAGACAACCUCAUGGUAAAGGAUCACAUCAACGAACAAAGGUGUUUUAGUUUUAUCACAAAUACCUGUUGCUUAAAGGGGGGCGAUGACCUCGACCCGGAAUAUGUUCUGAGCUCCCGAGUUCGAACUGGCCGCAGUGUCCGCGGCUUCUGCCUGCCGCCACUCUGCAGAAGAGGCGAGAGACGUGCAGUGGAGAUGCUCUCCAUCGAAGUCCUGGGUUCACUCACUGGAGACCUGCAGGGGAAAUACUAUUCCUUGAGAGACCUGUCAGAAGCUGAGCAGCAGCAGAUGAUUGACGAUCACCUGCUGUUUGACAAGCCAGUGUCUCCUCUCCUGCUGGCCUCAAGAAUGGCCCGUGACUGGCCCGAUGCCAGAGGAAUCUGGCAUAACGACAACAAGACAUUUUUAGUGUGGGUGAAUGAGGAGGACCAUCUACGAGUGAUCUCCAUGCAGAAGGGUGGAAACUUGAAGGAAGUGUUUACUCGUUUCUGCAAAGGGCUCACAGAGAUUGAAUCUUUGUUCAAGAACAAAGGUUUUUCUUUCAUGUGGAAUGAGCACCUCGGCUACAUCCUGACUUGCCCAUCCAACCUGGGCACCGGUCUUCGCGCUGGUGUGCACGUGAAGCUACCAAAUAUGAGCCAACACCCUGAGUUCGAAGAGGUCCUAAAAAGGCUGAGACUGCAGAAACGUGGAACUGGUGGAGUGGACACUGAUGCUGUGGAUGGAGUCUUUGACAUCUCAAAUUCUGACAGACUGGGCUUUUCUGAGGUGGAGCUGGUGCAAAUGGUUGUCGAUGGUGUCAAGUUGCUGGUGGAGAUGGAAAAGAAACUGGAGGCAGGAGAGACCAUCGAGGAGCUGAUGCCUGCCCAGAAGUAGAACGACCCUGCCUCAAAAUCCUUUAGAAUGUGAUUAAAUGACUGCCCACCCGUGUGCAUUGUCAUCAUUUCUUUUUGUUCAUGAAUGUGUAUUAAAACCUUUCAGCAUAGA